This is a messenger RNA of Auanema sp. JU1783, 1518 nucleotides long. NCBI's taxonomy places the organism in Eukaryota, Metazoa, Nematoda, Chromadorea, Rhabditida, Rhabditidae. The record is from the annotation of a GenBank genome assembly.
AUGUCCAUUCUCAUCAAAAAUGGUACUGUCGUUAACGAUGAUGCUACUAUGAAAGCCGAUGUUCUCAUUAGAGAUGGUAUUAUAGUUGAAGUUUCUUCUUGUAUCACAUCAUCAGCAGAUAAAAUUAUUGAUGCGGAAGGAAAAUUGGUCAUUCCUGGAGGAAUCGACCCUCACACUCAUUUGGAGGAACCUUUCAUGGGAGAAGUAACUAUAGAUGACUUCUACACAGGUACUGCUGCUGCCGUAUCCGGAGGAACAACAAUGAUUAUCGAUUUCGUAAUUCCUUCAAAGACGGAAACUUUGUUACAGGCGUAUAAAAUGUGGAGAGAUCGUGCUGAUCCUAAGGUGGUAUGCGAUUACGCCUUAUCGAUGGCUGUAACCUCGUGGAGUCCGCUGAUCUCUGAUGAAAUGGCCAUUGUUACAGCGCCAGAAUAUGGUAUUAAUUCAUUCAAGUUCUUCAUGGCCUUUGCGGGGGUUCUCAUGGUCGAGGAUGAUGAGUUCUAUCAUGCAAUGAAGAAGUGUGCGAAACUAGGUGCAAUCGCUAGAGUUCAUGCUGAGAAUGGUUCGGUCAUAUGUGAGAAGGAAAAGGAGAUGCUAUCACUUGGAAUCACUGGGCCUGAAGGCCAUUGUCUUAGUCGGCCUGAAGAACUACAAGAAGAGGCUACUUCUCGAGCUUGCUUCUUGGCUCAGCAAGCUAAUUGUCCACUGUAUGUGGUUCAUGUCAUGAGCAAAGGGGCUGCAGAUGCCAUCGCACUCCACAGGUCUCGAGGUACUGUCGUAUUUGGAGAACCUGUAGCCGCAAGUUUGGCGUUGGAUGGUUCUCAUUACUUUGAUCAUGAUUGGCUACAUGCUGCUAGGUAUGUUAUGUCACCUCCAUUGAGUCGCGACCCGACUACACCCGACACUCUCAUGGACUAUUUAUCAGCAGGACUUCUUCACCUAACGGCUACAGACAACUGCACUUUCAACGGAAAGCAAAAACUACUAGGAAAAGACGACUUUACAAAAAUACCAAAUGGAAUAAAUGGAGUUGAAGACAGAAUGUCAGUUGUUUGGCAUAAAGGAGUUAACACGGGUAAAAUGGAUGCUAUGCGAUUUGUAGCUGUAACUAGUUCGACUGCGGCGAAGAUAUUCAACAUAUAUCCUAAAAAGGGUAGAAUCGCCGUGGGCUCUGAUGCUGAUGUUGUUAUCUGGAACCCCCAUAUGAAAAAAACUAUUUCGAAGGAUACUCAUCACCAAGCUGUUGAUUUCAACAUAUUCGAAGGAAUGAAUGUAGAAGGUGUAGCCGAAAUCACUAUUUCGCGAGGAAAGGUUGUGUGGGAGAAUGGUACGCUCCAAGUUGAACGAGGUUCUGGAAAGUUUGUGACUCUGCCAACAUUUUCCCCUUAUGUAUUUAACACGAUACAAAAGAGAGAACAGGUUCGCAUCCCUCGAGGAGUUGAUCGAACUCUAAUAACAAGUAACAACAACAAACAGAAUGGUAAACACAACAAAUGUCAACAAGAACAUUACAUUUGA